UUCAGGUUCUUAUUUCAAAAUUUUGUAUUUAUAGGCUCUGAUUAAAAUAUAUAGUUAAAAAUAAAUUUUGUAAUUACUAAACCAUUAAUAAAUAUGGCGAUUGUUAAAUGGCUUCAGGUUAGACCUGAAGGCGAAAUAGGUACAGUUGAUUUCUUAAGAAAUAAAGAUUUAAUUCCUAUGGGUCCUCAUAGACGUUUAUGGGGGUUUUUCUCAUUUGUGAGUUAUUGGGCAGUUUCUGAAUGUUGUAUUUCAACGUGGUCAGGUGCUGCUUCAUUGUUAUCUAUUGGUUUAAAUGUGGGAGAAACUAUGGGUAUAGUUUUAGUCGGAAAUUGUAUUAUUGCAUCAUUAGCAAUCUUCAAUUCCGCUCCAGGAUAUUAUUACCAUGUUGGAUUUACCGUUUCGCAAAGGCUUAUUUUCGGUAUUAAAGGAAGUUAUUUUGGAAUCGCAAUCAGAACAAUUUUAAGUAUUGUGUGGUAUGCCAGUCAAGCAUGGAUGGGUGGAUUAUGUUUGGGUCUAAUUUUUAGUUCAUGGUCAGAAAGCUACUUGAAUAUGAAAAAUACUUUCCCAGCUUCUGUUAAUAUGUCUACUAGAGAUUUAAUUUCUUUCUUAAUUUUUCAAUUAAUUUCCAUUCCAUUAUUAUGCGUGAAACCAGAGAAAUUAAGUCCAUUACUUAAAUUCUCAUCUGCAGCUACAUUUUUUGGAAUGCUUGGUACAUUUAUUUGGCUGAUCAGCCACAAUGGAGGUGUCGGUCCAUUAUUCUCGGCAAAAUCAACUUUUAGUUCUAGAUCAGACCAUGCUUGGGCAUGGAUUUAUGGUAUAACUUCAUGGUAUGGAUCUUUAUCGGCUGGUGUUACAAAUCAAUGCGAUUUCACAAGAUUUUCAAGAACUAAAUGGAUUAGUAUUGCACCAACUGUUGUUGGUGUUGUCGCUUUAGGUACAAUUGUACCAUUAUUUGGUAUUUUUUCUGCUUCAGCUACUACUGAAUUAUACGGUGAAGCUAUUUGGAUGCCAAAUAAAAUUGCCGAGCAAUGGUUAAUUGAUGAUUACAGUCCAAAAUCAAGAGCUGGAGCUUUCUUUGCUGGAAUUUGUUUUCUUGCAUCCCAACUUGCAUUAAAUUUAAUUGGUAAUGGUAUGGCUGGUGGUAUGGAUAUGGCUGGUUUAUUUCCAAAAUACAUUAAUAUUAGGAGAGGUGCUAUUAUAACUUCAUUACUUUCUUGGGUCAUCCAACCAUGGUUAUUCUAUAAUACUUCAUCCACUUUUGUUACUGUUAUGUCAUCUUUUUCUGUUUUCAUGUCGCCAAUUAUUGGAAUUCUUGUGUCUGAAUUCUGGGUAGUGAGAAAGACAAAAUUAAAACUUUCUGAUUUAUACACUUUCAAUCCAGAUGGUAAUUUUUGGUAUUGGAAAGGGGUUAAUAUUAAAACAUUUGUUGUAUUUUUUAUCGCUUCUACUCCAGGCCUUCCUGGUUUAAUUCAUGGAGCUAAUCCUUCAAUUUCAAUGAGUACUGGUAUACUUAAUUAUUAUCAAGGUAAUUGUAUGUUUGGAUUUGCAAUUGCUUUUAGUUUAAAUGUUGCUGCAAAUUAUGUAUUCCCUCCUAAGAAUAUAUUUGACAUGGAUACUGCAGAUAAGUUUGACACAUACACUGCUGAAGAAUGUUCCCAAUUGGGACUUACACCAUACUCUGAAAUAACUCCAGAAAGUGAUACUGAUAUACUGUAUGAAAAUUUGGUUGUUACUGAAAAGAAUAUUGUUAAAGAAGAAGUUUAGUUAGGUUAUAAAGUCUAAUAAGAAUUCUAAUAGAUC
Messenger RNA from Scheffersomyces amazonensis, 1800 nucleotides. RefSeq names its product nucleobase cation symporter-1 family protein. Gene Ontology annotation, cellular component: plasma membrane. The transcript has a single exon. Gene Ontology annotation, biological process: nucleobase transport; transmembrane transport. Bases 94 to 1764 code for a protein of 556 amino acids. Lineage: Eukaryota; Fungi; Ascomycota; Pichiomycetes; Serinales; Debaryomycetaceae. The record is from RefSeq and is a predicted model, not a curated record. Gene Ontology annotation, molecular function: nucleobase transmembrane transporter activity.